This is a messenger RNA of Fusarium venenatum, 615 nucleotides long. RefSeq lists its product as uncharacterized. The record is from RefSeq and is a predicted model, not a curated record. Lineage: Eukaryota; Fungi; Ascomycota; Sordariomycetes; Hypocreales; Nectriaceae.
AUGAAGUUCUCUACCAUCUUCUCCACUCUCCUUGCCUCUGGCACUGCCCUUGCUGCCUACGUCCCUCAGGGAAACGCAGCUCGUGGCCUGUCUGCAGACACCGCUGGGCUUGUCAACCGAAACUCUGGAAUCCAGGCUAGAGCUGAGAAACACGCCAACCCCCUUGAUUCCUUCUUCGAUGAACUGAAGCAUACUGUCACCCCGGACGACGAGACCACAGAUAAGUUGGACAGCCGCGAUCUUGUAGGCAAUAUGUUCGGCCUUGUCGGUUCUAAUGCCAUCGACUUCAAUGAGAAGAUCGGCCACGGUUUCAAUGUUACCGCCUCCUACGUCGGUUCUAUCGAUCUCAACGCCCAGGCAACUGCUGGCAUUGAGUAUGUCUCCAAGAAGAUUUCUGGUUCCGAGACUAACAUCCCUGGAGCUUCCAUCAUGGUUACCUUCCUCGGCGGCCUGAGUGCAUUGGUUGCCAAGUUCAACUUGAACUCCAUGGCUCAAAGCUGCAUGUCUGUUGUUGGUCAACUCAUUGCUGCCAUCGACUUUAACGCACUCGUUUCUGGAGGAGUCAAGCUCUACCAGACUGUUUCCAGCAGCUUGAAGGCAGCUAUGGAGUUCUAA